AUUCCAAAUGCAAUCAUUAUUAUAUCAAAACCAGGUUUGUACAUGGUAAGAGCAACUAAGUAUACCAGCAAUAAAUAUUAUAUUUCUACAUUUGAAAUAGUGAAAUAUCCUUCAAAAUUCAAAAUCUGGUACUAAAAACAAACCUUUUUGAGUGGUGAUACAAUUUUUCACACUUUUUAACAUUACACUCCCAAACAAGCAAUGCAUCAUCCUCUCCACCCUACAUCUUCCCUUUUCCUCCUCCUCUUCCUCCACCUCCUGACCCCAUCAUCCUCGGAAUGCCGGUCGCAAUGCGGCACGAUCCCGAUACACUACCCCUUGAGCAUCGACGACGGGUGCGGUGCGCCACAGUUCCGCAACAUGUUCACAUGCAACACCUCGUCCACUUCCCUCUUCUUCGUCACACCAAAUGGCAACUACAAAGUUGAGUCCGUAGACUACAAGUCACAAACUCUUACGGUUUACGACCCGGAUAUGUCUACAUGUACCGUACUACAACCUCAUCAUGACGUCCGUCUUACUGAUAUUCAGUAUGCUAUUAUCCCUCCUUCACCCGAUACCGUGUUUGCUUUACUGAACUGCUCCAUUGAUUCUCCAAUUCUUCAUCGGUUUAGCUCUCUUUGUUUCGAGUUUGCUGGUCAUAAGUGUCAGGAGUUGUACUCUUCUUGUAAUUCGUUUCGUAUUUUUACUACUGCUGGGUUGGUUAACCCUGGUGCAAGUAAUAAUACCGGUCCUGCAGGGUACUUUUAUGGUGGUGCUGGGAAUAAUAAUAAUAAUACUGGCUUUGGUGGCAGUGGCGGCGGCUACGGUGGUGGUGGUGGUAAUAUGGGACCAGGAGCGGGAGUGGGUGUGGGAACUGGGGUUGGGGCGGGGCCGGGGGUGGGGAAAACUGAGAUGGAGGGAGAACCAGGGGCACCGGUUGGGGAAGGUGGGAUGGGGGCGGGACCGGAAGUAGGGACGGGAGCAACAAUAAUUGGAGGAGGCGGGAUGGGAGCCGGACCGGGGGCACCCAUUGGGGGAGCUGGGAUGGGGGCGGGACCGGGGACACCAAUAGGGGGAGGUGGGAUGGGGACGGGGACAGGGGCGGGAGCACCAAUUGGGGGAGGAGGGAUGGGGGUAGGGACAGGGACGGGGGCACCAGCGGGGGGAAAUGGGGUGCCCCCGCCCCCAUGUUGUUUUACAGGGUAUAGUACCCUAAAGGUGAUGAGUAUGGAUAUACUAGACUGUACGCAUUUUACAAGUUUUUAUGACGUGGAUAAAUUAAAGGGAGCGUCGCCUAUGGAUUGGUCAUAUGGGUUGAAAUUUAGUUACAGUGUGCCGGAUAUGGGGUGUGAAAGGUGUACAAAAUCUGGAGGGAACUGUGGGUUUGAUGUUGAAACUGAAGCCUUGCUCUGCCUUUGCCCUGAUUCUAACAACUCUACUAGACAAUGUGGUAACGAUACGGGUGCUGCUGGUAGUAGUUGGGCGCCAUCAAUCAUACUUCAGGCGAUAAUUAUGUGCUUGGGAGUCCUACUCCUCUGCUGAUGCCCUGUAUCAAAUACGGAGUAUGCAACAACUCAUUAUGCACCUAUGCUGUUCACGGUAACAGUUUGGAUCACUAGGUGGGAUUCGGAUUGGGUCGAGUUGGGUUCAAGCUGUGCCCGUGCAAAGCAAAUUCUUGAUCGCGUCACUUUUGGGCAAGGUUAGGUAUAAGUUGGGUUGAUUCAGUUUUGACAACUCUUUGUAAAUGCUGGGCAUAAGAAAGUUCCUAUGUAACGUAAGCAAUUUUGUUCUUAGUAAAAUAUAACUACUGUGUACUUCUCUAAACAUAAAUUUGUUAGUAUUUCGGGGUGUUUCAAGACAGUCAUUGCUUCUUUUAUAGUUAGGAAAGAAACUAAGCUAGAUUUGUCACCAAUGUAAACCAGACUAAUUCAUAAUUUCGGAUGAUAGUAGUAUGUAACUUUUACAUUUUU
Chenopodium quinoa (quinoa) is the source of this 1952-nucleotide messenger RNA. RefSeq lists its product as uncharacterized. The transcript has 2 exons. NCBI's taxonomy places the organism in Eukaryota, Viridiplantae, Streptophyta, Magnoliopsida, Caryophyllales, Amaranthaceae. Gene Ontology annotation, molecular function: polysaccharide binding. The record is from RefSeq and is a predicted model, not a curated record. The coding region runs from base 202 to 1524 and encodes 440 amino acids.